This is a messenger RNA of Rotaria socialis, 579 nucleotides long. Lineage: Eukaryota; Metazoa; Rotifera; Eurotatoria; Philodinida; Philodinidae. The record is from the annotation of a GenBank genome assembly.
AUGGAUUCAUACUCUCAAUCAUAUAACUACUAUACACAAUCGCCAUCAUCAUCGCCAUGCAUUUAUUCUAACUACAAUACACCUACGACAUCGUAUUGUGCUUGUUGUUACCCAUCAAAUUCGUAUUAUCCACAACAAAUCUCGCCAACAUUCGCGUAUUCCCCACCGACCUCUCCUUUCAUUCCCCAACAUAUACAGAUUGUGACUCCAACUGCUACAACUCCAAUUAUUCAAACUCAAAAAGCAUCAUCAAAAAUUACACGAUUACAAUAUACAAACAAAGAUCGUUAUAUUCUCAAUGAAUUAUUCAAACGAACACCUUAUCCAAACGCUAUACAACGUGAUGUAAUUGCGCGACAACUUGGCAUUACACAUGAACAAAUACGUAUAUGGUUUCAAAAUCGUCGUCGUUUACAAACACAACGUGAUACUGGUGAACGAUUAGCUACAUCGAAUGAAAUGUUAGCUUUACAGCACGGAAGAACAGGCGUUAAAUCAGACGAAUUGAAAACAUUUCUCAAUGAAGUUGCUCAAUAUAAAGAUGCACCACCACGAAUUCGACUCAAUGAUUCGUCUUAA